AACAAAGCCCCGAAAGGAAGUUAUUUUUUUAUUUAUAAGAAUACAGAAGGAAGUAUUAUCCAAACAUCUGUAUGAUCACAUUUCCUACAACCACCAGCAACACUUGUUUUGCCAGAUUCCUUUACAGAGAAAAGAGAUUCACCUAACCUGGCACAAUCACGGAGAUCGAAUAUUUGACGACAGCAGACUGACGCAGGAUGAUGAAGAUGUUUGGAGGAGUCACUUGGUGCUGUGUAGCUCUGCUCCUCGCCCUGACUUCUGUGUCGGCUGUACAGAAAGAGCUCGCUUCAAUCGAUGAUUUGAAGCAAAUCAACUUUCGCCAAUCUGUGCCCAAGCACAGUCUUCUGCUGCUCCACUGGUUUGCCAACAAAAUCGACAUCGACAACAACGAUAUUAUACGGCUGACCUUUGACCCAAACAGUGGAGAUUAUGGCUCACACCAUUAUGGCAACUUUGAGGGGCUGCUGGACACACUGCCUCGGGGAAAUCAACACCGCUACUACACUAUAGGAAAUCUCUAUAGAGAAGCACCGAUCCAACUUCCUCCUUAUGUAUUGCAUCCCCGAAGGCAGUAUGUGGGAGAGAACAGGGACAGGAUCAUAGCUCGAGUCAGAGACCCAAACAUAGAAGGGCGAGCGCACCGGAGGAUAGACAGAGUGUUUAUCACACAGCAUUACGACACUAAUGAAAAUCGGGGCACACCUUAUGAUCCAGAUCACACAUACAGGAUCACUAUUAACCUCCUGAGACAGAUCAGAGAGUUUGCAGUGGGACAAAACCAACAGCAACUGAUGCAUCUCAGAAACCGCUUUGGAAGCAGCGCUGAUGACUUUGACAUUGUAAACACAUGGGGUGAACUUGCUUGCCUUGGACUGCUGUUGUAUAUUGUUUUCCAGGAAAAGCCCUCCUCUAACCAACAGAACAACCGCCCGGAAAACAGAAGAGAUCCUUGGAAUGAGAUAAACAGCUAUAUUCCUAGAAUUUUUCCAAACUUUGGUGACGUUGUGGUGAAUUUCAACGACGAUGAAGACCAGGAAGCCAGCAGGACAACAAGAAACUUCAUCUCAGAACCACGGAUCAACGUUCGGAGGUCGUUCUGUUGUAUUUUCUGCAUUUGUUGUAUUGCAUGCAUAUGUUUAAUUUCAUUGUGCAUCAUAAUGUAUUUUUGGUCUGAAGGAAAGAUAUGAUAAGUUAGAACUUUAAUUGCUGUGCAGCAGUUGCAAUACAAAGUGGGAAGAGUGCAAAUAUAAAAGUCUAAGAUAACGAUAAAGUGCAAAUAAUGUGUUAAUCCAAUAUAUAUAUACAUAUACACACACAACCCUAAAUUGCAGGUCAACAGUUAAUUCAUAAAAUACAAACAUGUUAGGGAUGAGUCUAAGUAGGGUUGCUUAUGAUUGUGUGCAUGAUAUUGCAGUAGCGGGGAUUGAAGUUGUGGUGAUAAUAAAACACACAUCUUAAGCUGUGUGCUAUGAAAGCUUUCACAAAUAAUGUAUUGACUUAAAAAAAUUUAACAGGGGUGUAUUUCAUUAAAUGUGUUGUGUUGUAAAAUGGAUUGA
Messenger RNA from Trematomus bernacchii (emerald rockcod), 1556 nucleotides. RefSeq lists its product as uncharacterized. Bases 198 to 1187 code for a protein of 329 amino acids. Lineage: Eukaryota; Metazoa; Chordata; Actinopteri; Perciformes; Nototheniidae. The transcript is spliced from 2 exons. The record is from RefSeq and is a predicted model, not a curated record.